CAAUUAUAUGUCAAGCUUUUUCUUCUUUUUUUUUUUUUUAAUAAAUUACAAUUUUUACUUUUUUUUUUUCCUUUUCCUACUAUCCAUUUAUGAUUUACCAUACAUUGUAAGACCAACAUAGAAAAGCGAUUAAUCAAGAACCAUUAUCUUUGGAGAAGAGUUUUGUUUGUUUCCUUGUACAUAAAGAAUGAAAUUCUUUUGAGAUACGAAGCUUCCUUGGAAUGAGAAAAACUCAUAUCAUUAUCAAAGUUCACAUGAUUAUAUAAAUGGAUUUUGUUGCAAGUUGCAGUAACAAGAUCAAUGACAGACAACACCAAGAAAAGAAAAAUGCGGCUUUGGCAUGUGUCAUUCUUACCGUUCUGUUUCUUGUUCUUGAUUUUUUUCCUCUUUCAAUUCAAUCCUAAUGAUGAAAUCUCUGCAACAAGCAUGUUAUCGGUUGAUAUAAUCAACAAAACCUGUAAAACAUGCUCAGACAAAUCCACCGUCUUCAACUACACUUUCUGCUCGGCAUCUCUCCAGGAAAUUCCCGUUAGCCAUAUGACAAACCUUCAAGGUCUAGCAAUAGUUGCAAUGGAGCUAGCUUUACAAAAUGCGACCAACACACUUUCAAUCAUAAAAGGGUUACUGAACAACAAAACUUUGGGUCCUUUUUCUUCGGCUUGCUUGAGGGACUGCUCUCUGCUUUACUCUGAUGGGGUUGUCACUCUGGUGGAUACUAUUGGAGCACUUUUGACGGGGCAGUAUGGAAAUGCUGGUGCCUGGGUGAGUGCAGUCAUGGAAGGAACUACAACGUGUGAGGAAGGUUUUCAAGAUAUGGAAGAAGUGUCUCCAUUGACAAAACAGAAUGACAGUAUUUUCCAGUUAUGUGAUGUUGCAUUAUGCAUCAUGAACUUGCUUGAUUCAAAUGUUUAUAUUCUUAAAUCUUAUUGAACUAAAAAUUUCCCCUGUUUCUUGGCUAUUUUAUGGCGCUAAAUGCACAAAUUUUUUGACUUUUGGCAAAUCUUUUAUGCAUGGUUCUGUGCUGCCAUUAUUGUACAUUGUAAAAGUAAAAAUCGGGCCAUAGAUACAGCAAAAUUCAUAAAAAUCAAUAUUACGCACAUCAGCAGAUAAAGCCACAUUCCCAUAGUUUUUCCAAUCAGUCUCCUAGUCCCAUGUCAUAUGGGAACCUUCUUAACCUGCCUAAAGCCAAGUAUUUUCAUUCACUUCCAGAAAAAAGAUA
This is a messenger RNA of Durio zibethinus, 1219 nucleotides long. Its product is annotated as putative invertase inhibitor. Gene Ontology annotation, molecular function: enzyme inhibitor activity. The record is from RefSeq and is a predicted model, not a curated record. NCBI's taxonomy places the organism in Eukaryota, Viridiplantae, Streptophyta, Magnoliopsida, Malvales, Malvaceae.